AUGGCCCUGAUGGCGGAGUGCCCUUCUACAACUAUAGCGACAGCAACGAGGACGACAAGGCCGCCGGUCCGCCUGGCCAAGGUCGAGUCCGAGUCUGAGCCCGAGCCCGAGCCCAACUCCAGGUUCGCGCUGCUGCCGGCGGAGCUGCGACUAAAGAUAUGGGCGUGCGCGGCGGAGCCCCGUGUGGUGAUCCUCGACGACCUCGUGCACCGGGAGAGAGCGUACCCGCUGCCGGCCGUGACGCAGCUCAACGCCGAGUCGCGGGCCGAGUCGCGGCGCGGGUACGAGCCGGCGGGACGGGGCUCAUACGUCGACUUUUCGCGCGACAUUGUGGUCUGCGACGCGAGCAUCUCAGACCAGAAGGAAGGUGGCGCGCGCACGCUCGAGGCGUUGGCCCCGCGGGUGCGGCGGCUGGCCUUUUGGGACUGCUUCCCGGACGACGGGCGGGUCGACGGGCUGCCGCUGUACUCGGCGUACCUUGCGGCGUGCUACAACAAUAAUCACAACCCGCAGUAUCAGCAGACGGGACAGGGGCAGGAGGGCGCAGGCGAGGAGGGGGCCGAGCCCGGAGUCGCCGUUGGCAGGGUCGCCUUCGACCGGCUGUGGUUCCCCAACCUCGAGGACCUGUGGAUCGUCAAGGUGGGCGAGGUGGACCGGUCAUGGGAGCUCGGGCCCGUGGCCGUGGACAGGAGCGUGCCGUCGGAUGUGAGGGCGCGAAGAACGGCGCGCCAGUUCCGAUACUGGGUGGAUGACGGUGUCGUGGAGAUGGCGAGCCUUGACCUGGACGAGCCAGAGACCAAGGCGGUGCUGCAGCACGGGCGGUGCGGCAAGCCCGACUGCCGGGAGCUGAACCGGGGACGGCCGACGAUGGUGUCCAAGGUGGUGUUUAUGGAUGGGCGGUAUGGGGACAGCGGUGAUGGUGACGACGAUGACGACGGUCAUAACGGGGAGAGGCGGAGGCGGAGGAGGUGGCAACGGCGGGAGGGGCGCGCGGAGCGUUCGCCGUCAGCAUCAGCAUCGUCAUCAGCGGCAUCAGCAUCAGCAUCUUCAUCAGCAGCAUCAGCGUCGGAAUCGGCAUCGGCGUCGGCACAGGGACAAGCGAAGGGGUGCAGCGACUGGAGACGCAUACGGCCGUGGUCGACGGCGGGCGACCCGGACGGGGGCGCGGAUGGGAACGGCAACGGGAGCGGCCACAAGGACACGGCGGAGAACAGGAUGCGGUGGAUCAUCGUCGAGCGGAUACUGACGUUUUCGCUGCGGUGGGAGGGCUCCGGGGAGCUGGAGGACGGGGUGUCGGCGUCGGCGUCGGGGCAUGCAUCGGCGGAGUGA
This is a messenger RNA of Purpureocillium lilacinum, 1329 nucleotides long. Lineage: Eukaryota; Fungi; Ascomycota; Sordariomycetes; Hypocreales; Ophiocordycipitaceae. The record is from RefSeq and is a predicted model, not a curated record.